AUGGGGAAGCCUCAACGCAACGCCGCAGCGGGCCCUAGCCGCCGCAGUGCAAGGGCGGCCUCCACUAUCAAGAAUGAGCGCAUCACUCGAAGCAGCAGGAACAAACAUAGCUAUGCUCUCGAUGAUCCAGAGCAGGCUGAGCGUGAUCUCAAUGCGCAGCUCAAACGUAUGGGUCUCUAUGCAGCCAAUACCACGGGUGAUGGCAACUGCCUCUUUCGCGCUCUUUCAGAUCAACUCUACGGACAUUCGGGUCGACAUGCACAGUUGCGCCAAGAGACGUGCGAUCAUCUUGCUGCACGACCAGAGAAAUUCGCCGGGUUUGUUGACGACAAGCCUUUCGUCCAAUACGUUCGUCUUAUGCGCGAAAAUGGCACCUAUGGAGGUCAUCUAGAGCUUCAUGCAUUUGCACAGAUGAAGCAGAAGCAAAUCAAGAUCGUACAACCUGGCCUUGUCUACGUGGUCGAAGACGUCGACGACUCGCCAGAAGCGAUACGUGCCCGUGAAGAAAAGGAGAGGGAGCGUCUUCGCGUCCAGAACAGCAUCGAAGCAGGCACUGGCUCUGCACCACUCACAGAACGCCAACGGCGGAGGCAAAAGAGGGAAGAGAGUAAGCGUGACAAGAAAUCGACCAAGCUCUCCAGUAGCGACGAUCCAUCGACGUCAGCAUCACCGGCCACGUCAGGCUCGGGCUCCACCUCAAGUGAUCAAGCAGCAUCAGAAAGUGCACCAGACAGCUCAGCGGUAUCCUCGACUCCAACCGCUUCGCAAGAAAGCAGCGCCGCCACGCAAGUCGAGGUGGCAGAAGCUUACGGCCCGCUCUACAUAGCCUACCACAACUGGGAGCAUUACAGCUCGAUCAGAAAUCUCGAUGGGCCCCACUCUGGACUUCCACGCAUCAAGGAGCAGACUAUGACAGCAGCGGCCGAAGCAGCAAAUACAGAUAGUGACAACUCAGCGAAGGAAACGGCCAAGAAUGCCGAGCCGACUACAGAGGAGAAAAUGAUCCUUCAGAGCGUCAGUGGCGAACACGAUUUGGAGGAGGUGCGACGGCUGCUUCGCGAGCAUCACAAUGACUGGGCACAUGUCGUUGAGCUGCUGGUAGAGAAGGACACGAUCAUCGACGAAUUAGAGGUCGGCGCUGAACUGCAAGCUUUGUCUUCGUCUGGUGACCAAACAUCAGCGGCCGAUCGACUCGCCGUUCCGCCACCAUCACUACCGGACCACAUGCGACAUUGGCGCGCUACCUCGCCGUCAUCGGUCGACACGUCAGCCACGCACAGCAGCGGAGAAGGCGAUUCUCCCUCGACUACUGCCACCACGGACGAUGGAGGUGAUACAACAGCGUGUGCAUCUCCAAGCGCAUCGAGCCUCUCACGUGGCAGCACGCCGGGCGUCGAAAGGUUGAGCAGCAAACGUGCCGCCUCGUCCGACCCAAUGACCAUGAGCACGAUCCGCAGCCCAAAGCGACGCUCUCAGAGCCGCUCACCUGAUGUCGAACCUGGAUCCGAUGCACAGGGCGAAGCUGCGAAUAAUGAAGCAGAAGCAGCGCCGUCGCCAGCAAAUGCCGAUCUGGGUCAGAACGAUGAAGCCGUUUACGAGAUCAUCAAACGCGGACGCGGACGACCACGCAAGGACGGCUUGCCCAACAAGUCGACUGUCGCAAUCAAGCGUCGUGUUCCAACGGCGCGUGAGAAGCGUGAUGCUGCUCAGGCACGCAAGCGUGAGAGACAGCUUGAGAAGAUCGGACGAGCUCGUGCAGGAGCUGCAUCGGAUGAAGCUCAGCAUAAGGACGGAAAAGGAGCAGCCAACCGCCCUUCGCCCGCCGAAGUGUGUGGCUUCCGCGAGCUCAAAAUUUGA
This is a messenger RNA of Ustilago hordei, 1857 nucleotides long. RefSeq lists its product as uncharacterized. The record is from RefSeq and is a predicted model, not a curated record. Gene Ontology annotation, molecular function: cysteine-type deubiquitinase activity. The coding region runs from base 1 to 1857 and encodes 618 amino acids. The transcript has a single exon. Gene Ontology annotation, biological process: protein deubiquitination. Lineage: Eukaryota; Fungi; Basidiomycota; Ustilaginomycetes; Ustilaginales; Ustilaginaceae.